This is a messenger RNA of Morus notabilis, 2712 nucleotides long. Its product is annotated as nuclear pore complex protein NUP85. The transcript is spliced from 18 exons. The coding region runs from base 132 to 2300 and encodes 722 amino acids. Gene Ontology annotation, biological process: positive regulation of DNA-templated transcription; mRNA export from nucleus; protein import into nucleus. Gene Ontology annotation, molecular function: structural constituent of nuclear pore. The record is from RefSeq and is a predicted model, not a curated record. Gene Ontology annotation, cellular component: nuclear pore outer ring. NCBI's taxonomy places the organism in Eukaryota, Viridiplantae, Streptophyta, Magnoliopsida, Rosales, Moraceae.
GAAGCGACAUGUCGUUUCUGUAAAAUCUUUUUCUGGCGCGUCGCGUUAUUGCAAUUUGCAAGCCCCAACACUUUCGCUUCAAACCCUUCCAAAGCCCUAUUCCCAACUUCUUCUCUCGCCUCUCCGGCGAAAUGCCCGUCGUCGCUCCCUUCUCCGGCGACACCCGAGGCGUCUCGGACUCCUCCUCCAACGGCUCUAUUGUCCCGUUCUCACCGGAGGCUCCGAACCACUCCGCGGUGUACGCUCUCCGCCACGGUCUCAAGCCUCCGAUCGCUCGCCUUUCCAUCUCCUGGUCCCGAGGCAACACGCUUCGCGUUUCAGUUCUCCGGCAACCUUCCGACGACGGUGAAGCCGGCGGGAGAGUGGUGGAGGUGAAUCUCAGCAAUGGAGACGCUGAGAUCAGUGACGCGCAGUGGCGGAGGAUCGCUUACGGUUCCGUCACGCCGUUUGCGCUCCUCCAGAGCCGGAGGAGCUCCGUUUCGAGCUUGUCGAAAAUGUCGAUCAGUCCUUCGCAUUAUCACGUUGAUUGGUGGGAGUACGUAAUGGAGUAUAGCAAGGACAUUGUUUCACUUCUUGGCCAUCGAAAAUCGCCUUCCGGUACUGUGAUCGAAGACCCGAGGGAGAUUGUAAAGACAGUUGAGGAGCCUACAUCCUUAAAAGCCGCAUGGGAUUUGAUGGAAAUAUUUUAUGCAGACAAACAAUCUCAACCGUGGCUACCUGAGCGCCUUGUUGAUUGGUUAACUGAUUAUGAUUGCCUCCUUUCCAGUACUCAGACAACAGUUCAUUCAAAACUUGUGGGUUUUCAGAAAGAACUUGUUAGUUUGCAGGUUAUUGAAGAUUAUCCUAAAUAUUGGGAGGUGAUAUCAUCGGCACUAGCAAUUGGCUGGCUGGAACUAGUGGUGAAAAUGCUGCGCUUACAUGGAUCAUAUGAACUAGAUCAGCUUGGAAAUCGCGAGACAGAGAACGGUCUGGUGGAGGCAGUUGCAGUUCUUAUUUCAAAAAUGCCUCGCAUGCGCCUGGAACUGGCAGAAGGAAAGGCCGGUGAAUGCUUUAUGGCGAAGCCUGAUUUUAUGAAGGCGUGGGAAAAAUGGCGGGCACAAAUUUCUAAGCUGGACUCUAGUGCAUACUGGGUUGAGUGUGAUCACCUUCAGACUCGGGAGGGCUUGAAAAAUAUGCUACAAAUCAUGCUUGGAAACACUAACAGUCUCUCUGCUGCAACAUGCCAUUGGGUAGAACUGUAUAUUUCACACCUUCUAUACAUCAGGCCAUUCACAGUGGGUCUAGAAAGCAUGAAUAGCUUAGCCCAGAAAUGCAUGCAGUUAAAACCAAUGUCCAGUACCCACAGGUUGAUUGAACUUAUGGUUGGAAUUCUUGGAGAAAAUACUGAGGUUGUCUUGGCAGAAUGCUCGAGAGCAUUUGGCCCUUGGAUGGUUGCACAUGCUACCGAGUUGAUGACUGCUGGAAGUGAUCAAGCAGAAGUUCUUUUACAUGAAGAGCGUGAUAACUUGGGGGAAAUGAGUAUAGCUGAAUUACACCGUCUUGUCUAUGCUCAAGUGUUGGCUUCACAUGUGUUGACUUGGCAAAUUGCUCCUGUAUACCUGAUAUCUUGCAUGAAGCAGGGAAUGGGGUUGCUAGAGCUUUUAUUAUGUAAGCAACCUGUUCAACAUAACGAAACGCUUCUUAAGAAUAUAGAGAUAUGCCGUUUAUAUGACCUUGACAGCGUUAGUUCAAACAUUAUGAAGGUUGCUGGUGUAUAUCACUGGAAGCAUGGUAGAAAAGGUGCUGGAGUUUUCUGGCUUCAGCAAGCUCGGGAUGAAGUUCGUCUUAACAGGAUUGCUAAGUACCUUUUUGAUUCCGUUGGAAAGUCAAUAUCUGAUGAGAGCUUCAAGCAAUGGGAAGGCUUAAUUGAAUUGUUGGGUUCUGAGUCUAAGACUGCCGGCGGCCUUGACUUCUUACACAAGUAUAGGGAUUUUAAAAAGUCGCUCAAGCAGGUUCAAGUGGGAAAAACUACUGAUGCUUCUAGGCAAGCUGCAGAAUCACUGAUAUCGCUUAUGAAAAACCCUUCUACACCUCAGCAGUUUUGGCUGCCUCUGUUGUAUGACUCGUUGAAGCUGCUUAAUUGGCAGGAGCGUCCUUUGCUAAGUGUUUCUCAGACAAAUCUCUUAUUGAACAAACUGCAAGAGUUAUCCAUGGCAAAGCUGCGUCCAGACUUCAUUGAAGUGGACUUGCCACCGCAGGCCUUGAGUUCUGUCAGGCUAGCUCUUGCCACAAAUCUCGGACGCGCUAUCUUGGAGGAAUAAAGUUGCUUCCUUUCCCAUGAACUAGCCUGUUAUUGAAGCGGCUCCGUGAUAUGGAGGCGUAUUGGAGGGCAUCUAGAUAAUUUCUUUCGAUGGAAGUCCCAGUAUUUGUAUGGAAGAUGUCCAUGCAGCUUUUCAAGCAAACACGGUUCGGCAAAUCUAAAAAUGAGCUUCUUCAUUGUAAAGGAUUUGAAGUCGGUGUACCUGUUGUAAAUUUGCAGCCUAUGUUUCCGAGAACCAGAUGACAGAAGAGAGCUGCAUCAGGGUUUGUUGUUGUACUUUUGCUUAAUCCAUCUAAGGGGUUGAAGAGAGAAAAAUGGUUUUACGCUUGAUGUUAUGUAAUAUGGUUUGUAGGAUGAGAAGCUAUUCUGUCGACUAUUUAAGCUGGGAUAUAGAUAAUCUUUUUUUUUUUUUU